Dentiscutata erythropus is the source of this 2145-nucleotide messenger RNA. The record is from the annotation of a GenBank genome assembly. NCBI's taxonomy places the organism in Eukaryota, Fungi, Glomeromycota, Glomeromycetes, Diversisporales, Gigasporaceae.
GUUGAUUUACCACCACCCGCACGAAGACUUGUGCUCUUUGUUGGUGAUGGUUUAAGAGCGGAUAAAUUAUAUCAAUUAUAUCAAGAUGAGAACAACAGUAGUCUAUAUACAAGAGCUCCUUUUUUAAGGGAUAUAGUGCUUAAUCAUGGAACAUGGGGGGUUUCUCAUACGAGGGUACCUACAGAAUCAAGACCAGGUCAUGUUGCAAUAAUUGCAGGAUUUUAUGAAGAUGUUAGUGCCGUUACGAAAGGUUGGAAAAUGAAUCCUGUAGAGUUUGAUUCUGUAUUUAAUCAAAGUAGACAUACAUGGUCAUUUGGUUCACCGGAUAUAUUGCCUAUGUUUGCUGAAGGUGCCUCAGAUCCAGAAAGAGUUGACACUUUUAUGUAUGGACAUGAAAGCGAAAACUUUGCCGAAGAGUAUUUGGAUAAUAUUAAAGUUGUUGAUGAUGGAAUUUACAAAACUAUACAAUUACUUGAUGAAUUUUACGGAAACGAUAUGAAAACUGCUUAUAUUUUUACUUCUGAUCAUGGAAUGAGCAAUAGAGGUAACCACGGUGAUGGACAUCCGGAUAAUACACGUACUCCAAUAGUGGCUUGGGGUGCGGGUAUUAAUAAACCCAACAAGGAUCAUCCGACUGGUCAUGAUGAAUUUUCAAUGGAUUGGCAACUUAAUAGUGUUCGACGUAAUGAUAUACUUCAAGCUGAUAUUGCACCUUUAAUGGCUUCUUUAAUUGGGAUCAAUUAUCCUGUAAAUUCUGUUGGUGAAUUACCUUUGAAAUAUCUUAAUAACACUCUAUUGUUCAAAGUUCAGAGUGCUUUUGUAAAUGCUAAAGAAAUUUUGGAGCAAUACCAAGUUAAAUACGAAUCAAAAAAACGUACAAAACUAAUGUUCAAAUCAUUUGCUCCUCUGAGCAAUUCUACACAUUCUCCUGAUGUUUUUAUAAACGAUAUUCAGCGCCUUAUCGAUGCCGAAAAAUAUGCAGAAGCAGAAACUUUGUGUAGAAUAUUAAUUAGCCUGUGUUUGGAAGGAUUGAGAUAUUUCCAAACAUAUGAUUGGUUCAUGCUAAGGUCUAUAGUUACGGUUGGAUAUGUUGGAUGGAUUGCAUAUAGCUUGAAAUUUACGCUCAAAGAAUAUGCGUUUAAUGACAGCACACAAUCCAUUGUAGCAAGCAAUGAUCCAUAUACAGCAUUAUGCCCAUGGUUUAUUUCAUCAAAAAUACGGAAUGGGAAUUCAAUAUGGUUUUUCGCAUGGACAAUUUCAUGCCUAUUUACUAGUAUUUUCACAUUGUUACCAGUAGAAAAAGGAGAGGACAUUACAUUAGUGGUUCUUGGUGGAUUAUUGAUCGUUAUUACAGGAUGCAUUGCUCUGUGGAAAAGCUCUAAAUUUACGAUUAGAUCACAUACCAGUGUAAGAAAUAUGAUUGGAUUUCAGGUUGGAUUGGUUGUGUUAAGUAUAAUAGUUGUAUAUGAUACUACCAGUAAAUUAAAAGAUAAAGCUGGACUACCUUUCUUAAAUCAAAUUAUUGCGUGGAUAAUUUUAGUUAUUUCAACUGCAACGCCAUUUGUUUAUGGACUUGGAAAACAACAUUAUUUUCAACGUUUGACCACUAUAUCACUUUCAUUUGCUCCAUUAUUCGUAAUACUGAGUAUUUCUUAUGAAGUAUUGUUCUACUAUUUCUUAACAAUAACGUUGAUGAUAUGGCAUCAAAUCGAAUAUUUAUUAUUUAUUACUUCACAUCCUACGCUAACUUUAUCCCACAAAGGGCAAACUCGUAAAUUAGAGAUUGAAGAUAUUCGAAUAGCUCUAGUAUUUUUGUUUUUCAUUAAGGUAGCAUUUUUUGGUACAGGAAAUAUUGCAAGUUUAAGUAGUUUUUCUUUGCAAAGUGUAUAUAGAUUAACCACUGUCUUUAACCCAUUUUUAAUGGUUCUUUCAACGUCAGAUAUUAUGACAUUGAACUUUUUUUACUUGGUUAGAGAUUAUGGAAGUUGGUUGGAAAUUGGAACUACUAUAAGUCACUUUGUCAUUAGUUCACUCUUUUCAUUAUUUAUGAUAUUAUUGUUUUUAUUGAGUGAAUUAUUUGUUGGUGAGGUGAUUGUUGAUUUUAGAAAGAUUACAGAUGAAAGAGAUGAAAAGAAGAUAAAAUAA